AUGCGAUGGCGGUCGGUGGUGCUGGGGCUGCUGCUGCUGCGGCUCGGGCUGCAGGCGCUGCUGGCGCUGCUGCCCGCGCUGGCCCGCGGGCUCUGCCUGCACCCGCGCCUGCCCUGCCCCGGCCCGCGGCCGCCAGCGCUGCCCGGCCUGCCUGCGAGCGCUGCGGGCCGCGGGGCCCGGCUGUGGGGCGCGGCGGCGGGCGGCGAUGAGUACGAGCGGCGCUACAGCGGCGCCUUCCCGCCGCAGCUGCGGGCGCGGCUGCGGGACGCGGCCCGGGGCAUGUUCGUGUUCGGCUACGACAGCUACAUGGAGCACGCCUUCCCCCGCGACGAGCUCGACCCGCUGCACUGCCGCGGCCGCGGGCCCGACCGCCGCGACCCCUCCAACCUGAACAUCAAUGAUGUGCUGGGGAACUACUCCCUGACGCUGAUCGACGCGCUGGACACGCUGGCGGUAAUGGGAAACUCCUCCGAAUUCCAGAAGGCAGUGAAGUUGGUGAUUGACACAGUUUCAUUUGACAAAGACUCAACAGUCCAAGUUUUUGAGGCAACAAUCAGGGUUUUGGGAAGCCUGCUGUCUGCCCACAUCAUCAUUACAGACACCAAGCAGCCCUUUGGUGACAUGACCAUAAAGGAUUAUGACAAUGAGCUGCUGCACUUGGCUCAUGACCUGGCAGUGAGGCUGCUGCCAGCCUUUGAGAACACCAAAACUGGCAUUCCCUAUCCUCGGGUGAACCUGAAGAAGGGGGUUCCUCCAGACAGCCACAAUGAGACCUGCACAGCAGGAGCUGGGUCAUUGCUGGUGGAGUUUGGGAUCCUCAGCAGGCUGCUUGGAGAUUCCACGUUCGAGUGGGUGGCCAGGAGAGCUGUGAAGGCCCUGUGGAGCCUCAGGAGCAAUAACACUGGACUGCUGGGAAAUGUUGUGAAUAUCCAGACUGGUCACUGGGUUGGAAAGCAGAGUGGACUGGGAGCAGGGUCAGAUUCGUUCUAUGAGUACCUGCUGAAGUCCUACAUCCUCUUUGGGGAAAAGGAAGACCUGGACAUGUUCAACUCUGCUUAUCAGAACAUUCAGAACCACUUGAGGAGAGGCAGGGAGGCCUGCAAUGAAGGAGAAGGGGACCCUCCCCUCUACGUCAACGUCAACAUGUACACGGGCCAGCUGAUGAACACCUGGAUUGACUCUCUGCAGGCCUUCUUCCCUGGGCUGCAGGUGUUGAUAGGAGAUGUGGAAGAUGCCAUUUGCCUCCAUGCCUUCUAUUAUGCCAUCUGGAAGCGCUAUGGGGCUCUCCCAGAGAGGUACAACUGGCAGCUGCAGGCCCCAGAUGUUCCCUUCUACCCACUGAGGCCAGAGCUCGUGGAGUCCACGUAUCUUCUGUACCAGGCCACAAAGAACCCAUUUUACCUUCAUGUGGGAAUGGAUAUUCUGCAGAGUUUGGAAAAAUAUACAAAAGCAAAGUGUGGCUAUGCCACGUUGCACCACGUGGUGGAGAAGACCAAGGAGGAUCGAAUGGAGAGCUUUUUCCUCAGUGAAACCUGUAAAUAUUUGUACCUGCUGUUUGAUGAAGAGAACCCAGUGCACAGGUCUGGGAAUAGGUUCAUGUUCACUACUGAGGGCCACGUGGUGUCUGUGGACGAGCGGUUCCGGAGCUCGCUGUGGGAGGACAUCCUGCCUGCAGGGGAGGACAGCCUCAAAGCCAAACCCUCCGAGCUCAAGGCAGCCAACUUCAGCUCCAACUGUAACAGAGUCCCUGAUGAGAGGAGGUACCUGCUGCCCCUGAAGAGCAACUACAUGAGACAGAUCGACAGAAUGGUGGGACUGAUCUGAGGGACUCUGCAGGGGAACCUGGGGGAGCUUGGCAUCCUCUGCAGACAUUCCUCCCCUUCAGCUGCUGCCUGCAAGGCUGGGUCCCCAGGUGUCCCCCAGGUGUCCCCCAGGUGUCCCCCAGUGUCCCUGGGCCUGUGGCCAGCCCUGGACACCAAGGAGAUGGAGCUCAGUCCUCUGAGCUGGGGUAACCUCCAGUGCCACCUGAACAACCAGCUCUUGUUUCAAGACUUCCUAUGAGAAAUGUUGUUGCAAAUGAAGGCUGAAUCUAUUGUAAAAGAAAAAGAAGGCAAAUUGGCCUGUGCCACUUAGCUACCUCCUUGUAGCUAUGUUACAAAUGUCCCUCUAGAGCAGGGUCUGCUAUUUAAUUUGAAAUGAUCUCGGGGCUUGGGGAAGGAGUGGGGAAGUGCAAUUUUUUACACCAAGUUGAAUUAUUGAAUUUUUCUGACUAGCAAUACACAACCUAAAGGUCUACUCAGGUAGGAACCCACUGGGUUUGCUGAAACAAAACUGCUCUGUGUACUCUUGGAAAGAUCACUGCUGGUGGUGUAAGAGCUGCUGGUAGAGUGUGACAUCCCUCCCAGCCACAGCUGAUAAAGCUGCAGGGCUGUGAGAGCCUGUGGCUGCAGAAACCAGUGGUCAAACCAAUCCAGGUGCCUUUUUGGAAGGGAAGGGGGAAUUGCAGCGCCACUCAGGCAGAAGUUCCCAAAGUUUCCUUGUUUGCCAAGUUUUCGUGCCUUUUCAGGAGAGAUGCUGCUAAGAACUGCUGUCACAGUACAUGAAGAACAAACUAUUUGACAUUCCUGACAGGAUUCAUGUGUUAGUGCCUUAAGUUCUCUUCACUACCAGGGAAAACAGAGCUUCCUUGGGAAGAUGGAAAAGUAUUUCUGAUGAGCGGGUUGCAAAAUACAGUGGAACCCAAAGUCACUUAAAAAGAGGUGUUUGGAGUUUUUUUGAAGAUACUGGAAAAAUAUCUAUGAACUUUCAGGAAGAAGGCAGUUAAGGGCUUGAGGGAUGACAACAAACUGAGGCCAAAACAACUAUUUUAAAUAUACCAAGUUGGUUUUUUUUUUUGGUGGUUGUUUAUAUACUUCUAGCUUUUGACUACAGUUGAAGUAGUAGAAUGUUAUUUUUGGGUUAAUGACUUUUAAAUUGAGGCAUAAAUACGAGGGCAACUUGAUCUGCUGUAUUUUCACCUUCUUACAACAACAUUGGUUUUCAUAAACCACGUGUUGCAACUCAAAACAUUUCUAAUAAAUAUGAAGUUUGUGCUGGAGAGGUUAUUGUUGGAAUCUUUUAAUAUACAGAUGCAUCUCAGGGACUUUGUUGUAGAAUCUUCUAUUCCAUGAUAGUUGAAUCUUGUAUUCAGGCAAAAAAAAUAAUCUUAGUCUUCUUAGUGUUAUUCUGUGUGUUUGAGGAGGUGAAGGGUUGGAGGGGGAGAGGGAAAUAGGUUAAAAUUUCCCAAGAUAUUGCAAUAGAAUGGGUUGCCUUGGUGUUUGAGGCAGCUGGUGAUUCCAGCUCCUGUGGCAUUGGCUUUGCCAAAGGUGUUUCUGGAGUGUCUGAGUUGUCUGAAAGGGAAAGCAGGAAUUGGAGGUGGUGUGAUGCAGAGAGGUGUUGGCAGAGGGCCAGGCAGUGCUGCCAGUGCAGGGUGAGGAGGGCAGGAGGAUGGCAGGGGCAGAGCUCUGGGCUCUCAGAUGCUGCUCCUGGGCCAGCUGGGCUCAUCCAGCCCUGCAGUGAGCAGAGGUGGGGUGGGAGCCCAGCCCAGCAUCCCACACUGGCUGGGUCAGCUCACAGGGUGGGCAGCACGUGGGGAUGGCCAGGACACCAGGAAGGACAGGACAGACACACCCCAAGGGUAGUGAUGGCUUUUCCUGCUCCAGGUUUGUCCCUGGCUCCCAGUUUAGCUCCCUGGGUGUGACUCUGGCCACUCUCCCUGUGAUUGUGCUGUCUGAACUCCUGAACCCAGGGGAGGGUCCCAGCCCAGCUCUGUGCACAGAAUCCAUUCCAGAGCUUUCCAGAGAGAAUUCAUUCCAGGGCUGUGAGGAAGUUGCACAACUGCUUUGCCAUUGGGUUUUCCUUGUGAUUGCCAGGAAUAGUGAAAGGUGGUUGAGAAUGAGAGCAGCCCAGACAGGAAUUGCAGCCUUCCAGGCAAACAUGCUCAGCUUCCCUUGGGAAUUGCUGUGGAAUUUCUGCUGCCAGGUGAUGUGACAGUCAUCUUUCCAUAGGAAUGCUUUUAUCCUCACAGAAGCUGCUGGUAAAAGACUCUGUUCCUUCAGGAGCCAACUUUUCUUCCUCUUUGUUCUAAAACUGCUUGGAUACGUUUUUACUCUGUAAGGACAGGGCACCUGUUGUGCACUAAAAUGAGAGCUUUUGUACAAGUCAAUGGCAUCAAAAUGGAGCUGAUAACAGUGCUGGAAUCAUUUGCUGAAAUAGACUCUUGUAUUUCUUGGUAUCAUGUGCAAUAUCAAGUUUUCUGAACUGAAAGUGCCAUGUAUGCUUAAUUGUUAUUUAUCCAUGAAGUAUUUAACUGAGGAAACUUGGAAGAGGACCAAAUGUGCUUUCAUGAAAUGUCCUGAAUUUUCAACACUUGGCUUGCCUUUUGCAAAUCUCCAUUAAAAAUAGUGUGUUUGACUACUCUGAUGUGUGUUUAUCCUGUAGGGGAUCUCCCUGCACCUUCUGUACACUGGGAUUUCAUCUGGUUAGAGCUGGGACAAUCCCAUUUAUCCUUCCUGCAGGAGAAUAA
Messenger RNA from Camarhynchus parvulus, 4564 nucleotides. It is a transcript of the gene EDEM1, whose product is annotated as ER degradation enhancing alpha-mannosidase like protein 1. Gene Ontology annotation, cellular component: endoplasmic reticulum; membrane. The coding region runs from base 1 to 1824 and encodes 607 amino acids. The transcript is spliced from 12 exons. Gene Ontology annotation, biological process: carbohydrate metabolic process; endoplasmic reticulum mannose trimming; mannose trimming involved in glycoprotein ERAD pathway. Gene Ontology annotation, molecular function: calcium ion binding; mannosyl-oligosaccharide 1,2-alpha-mannosidase activity. NCBI's taxonomy places the organism in Eukaryota, Metazoa, Chordata, Aves, Passeriformes, Thraupidae. The record is from RefSeq and is a predicted model, not a curated record.